This is a messenger RNA of Photinus pyralis (common eastern firefly), 342 nucleotides long. RefSeq names its product histone H2A-like. Gene Ontology annotation, cellular component: nucleosome. Bases 1 to 342 code for a protein of 113 amino acids. The record is from RefSeq and is a predicted model, not a curated record. NCBI's taxonomy places the organism in Eukaryota, Metazoa, Arthropoda, Insecta, Coleoptera, Lampyridae. Gene Ontology annotation, molecular function: structural constituent of chromatin; DNA binding; protein heterodimerization activity. The transcript is spliced from 2 exons.
AUGAAUAACUCGAAACAUCAUGAUGCCAUUUUCCAGAAAAGUGUCAGUCGAGACCAGAACAGGCUGCUUAGGAAGGGAAACUACGCGGAGCGAGUCGGUGCCGGCGCUCCCGUCUACCUCGCCGCCGUCAUGGAGUACCUGGCCGCCGAAGUUCUCGAAUUGGCCGGCAACGCCGCUAGAGAUAACAAAAAGACGCGUAUCAUACCGCGCCAUCUGCAACUCGCGAUCAGAAACGACGAGGAAUUAAACAAGCUCCUGUCGGGCGUCACGAUCGCCCAGGGUGGCGUUCUCCCGAACAUACAGGCCGUCCUUUUGCCAAAGAAGACGGAAAAAAAGGCGUAA